AUGAGAGGCUGGCUCGGCUGGCUUGGGGAGCCGGAGCCGAAGCCGAAGCUGGAGCUAGCGACUGAGGAUGGAUGCUUCGAAGAGGACAACCAACAAGAAGGCCAUGUCGGUGCUGCCGACGCAAAAGUGGACGGAAGCCGCAGAGGACGCCUAAAAGUUUGCAUUCUGAAAACACGAGUGUGUCAGAAAGCACAAACAGACGCCAUUGUGUGCAUGAGUGUGAAUGUGCUCAAAAGGCGGCUUGUACGACUUUAUCUGCUCAAACUCUUCCGAACCAGACAACAGCGGGCCCGACAACUGGCAGGAUGUAUUGGUCGGCAAGUCAGCCAAAAGCGACGGUGUGUGUGUGUGUGGCUGCCUGAGUCUGUAUGCCUGUAA
This is a messenger RNA of Protopolystoma xenopodis, 378 nucleotides long. The record is from the annotation of a GenBank genome assembly. Lineage: Eukaryota; Metazoa; Platyhelminthes; Monogenea; Polystomatidea; Polystomatidae.